CACUCUUCGUACUUGCUUCUUUGGAAUUUGGCAUUUACGCAACAAAACUAAGCACACCCGUAGUCGAGUCCCGAAGGAAAUCGCUCCUCAACGUACAUUAUUCACCAGGAGGUAGAGUGUUGAGAAGAUGUUACGCAUCGUUGCGGGUCGUGCUACCUCGAGCCUGCGUCAGGCUUGCGUGCCAAGAGCGACUACUGCUGUUCAGCAGACGAGAGCUAGCCAUGGUAACACCGAGACUGACGAGGAGUUCGACGCCAGGUACGAGAAAUUCUUCAACCGACCCGACAUUGAUCACUGGGAGAUCCGUAAAGCCAUGAACGACCUUGCUGGUAUGGAUCUUGUACCUGAACCAAAAAUCAUCUGUGCUGCUCUGCGAGCUUGCAGAAGAUUGAAUGACUACGCCCUCACAACUAGAUUUUUGGAAUCAGUUAAGGACAAAUGUGGUGACCAAGUUGAUAAGAUAUAUCCUUAUAUCUUGCAAGAAAUCAAUCCCACUUUGAAAGAACUGGGCAUUAGCACACCCGAGGAGCUUGGCUAUGACAAACCAGAAUUAUGGUUAGAGAAUCCAGACGACAUUCAUGGAUAAAUUUAAAAAUAAAAGAAAAAGGUCAGUUUCUGAAACUAGUCUAAAUUCAUAGAAACAAACCUUGCAUUCAAUUUAGUUUUUACAAGUAAAUGCUAUAACAUUAAAAUGUACAUUAUUGAAAUCAGCUACACUGUCAUAUUAAAUCGU
Phymastichus coffea is the source of this 733-nucleotide messenger RNA. It is a transcript of the gene COX5A, whose product is annotated as cytochrome c oxidase subunit 5A, mitochondrial. The transcript is spliced from 2 exons. Bases 128 to 586 code for a protein of 152 amino acids. Gene Ontology annotation, cellular component: mitochondrial inner membrane. Gene Ontology annotation, biological process: mitochondrial electron transport, cytochrome c to oxygen. The record is from RefSeq and is a predicted model, not a curated record. Lineage: Eukaryota; Metazoa; Arthropoda; Insecta; Hymenoptera; Eulophidae.